Aspergillus pseudonomiae is the source of this 1155-nucleotide messenger RNA. RefSeq lists its product as uncharacterized. The record is from RefSeq and is a predicted model, not a curated record. The coding region runs from base 206 to 589 and encodes 127 amino acids. Lineage: Eukaryota; Fungi; Ascomycota; Eurotiomycetes; Eurotiales; Aspergillaceae. The transcript has 2 exons.
GCAAGCCCUUCCAUAUCAGAGAGCCAGUUUCUAGGCCUAUGGCAAAAGUACAAGCUCUUCCAUUUUAGAAAAUCAUUUUGAUAUCAUAAGCGAUGGCCACCAAGCUCGCUGAUUGUCCCACUCGCUUAAUGCCAACUCCACAUAAAGCCCCAACACCAUAACAAACUCGAAAUCCUACCUACAUAUCUCCCAAGGCCAAAAUACAAUGGAAGAAGAAAAAGACCACCCCUGCCAACCCGACCCUCCCAAACCCGCACCCUCUCAGAGGAAAACCCCACCACCCAAGACCUAUCUCAACGACACCAGUAAACAUCAAGACCAAGACCAAGGUCAACGUGACCACAAUGAACCAGAUCCAAAUCCUCCACCACCAGCAUAUACCCCAACAGUCCUAAUUCAAAACCAAACAACUCACUCCGCCUACCGACCCUCCUCCAUCCUCCCCAAACCAGUAGUCAUACCCGGGUACGCCCCACCCAGGAUGAAAGAAAACCAAAACGAUUUGAGGGACCAGGUCUUGAGAGCCAAUAAGAAUAUGCAGACCGCAAUAACGUGCGUUGUCAAAGAUGCAUUAAUUUUAGAAACAUAAUCAUAAGUAGGAGAAAUAAAAAGAGAGGAAAUAAAGGCAAAUUAAUUAUAACAACAGGAUUGAUGGAAAUACAACGGCGCAAUAUAUGUUAUAAAGAAUUGAUGAGGCGGGAGGAAGUGGUAAUGGGGAAAGAGGUAUUGUGUGGGACAUAAGCUCUUUCACAGAGGGAAGUGAGACAACAAAGAGUGAGCUCGUAAGAAUAAGAGAUGGUACACUUGCUCAGGUCCUCUACGACUUACCUGUGGGUGAUCCUUCCAAGGUUGCCGAUCGCGUACCUGUAUGCAAAUGUCAGGCACUACACUACGACGGGGAACAGCGCCAGUAUAGAAUAGGCUGGUAAGCCAAGCAACAGCGAAUCUUGUACUGACUGAGAGGGCGGAGACAGUUGAGAUGCAUUUCCUAGUAGUCUUCGCUUCAAUUUCCCCUGCCAACCGAUCUCCCGUUCCUUUAAUGUCUGUCGUACAAUCCUAUCAUUGGGCUAUCUAGGAGAACUUUUGCUAAUCGAUCAAUAAUUUUUGGCAGACUCACAUCCUCAAGAUAAAUUACCCCUAUAGUUCAGCUGUCAU